AUGGGUUCUGAUGAUGAGUGUUGUUCCCGUCGUGCAAAGGUAUUGUUGCCAACGACAGGUGUGUUGACAAAACAGGGCAUUCUGUUUUAUCACUUAAGACGAUAUGCAUUAAAAUCCAUUCAUCUGCAAAGAAUCAAGCAGUGUGGGAUCGAAUUAAAAACUGGACAGUUUUCAAGUGAGGAAAAUAAGCGGCUUAAAAAGAACUGGGAAAGAUAUGCAGUAGCAAACAAUAUUGACUGCAGUCGAGCUUAUGAAUUUGCGGGUGGCUGUAGCAAAGAAAUGAGUCGAGAUGAACGAAUUAAUUUGUUAAUGUUUCAGAACAAAACAAAUUUUGUCCCGGCAAUGUGUGAAGGAUUCAAUGAUCGCACAGGGAGACAGGUCAUCAGCAGAAUGCUAAUUGUGUACCAUCCGGGUGAAAAAAGCAGACCAGAAUGGAAUGAUGAACUAGAGAAACAGUUCGAGAAAUUGUAUGCUGAGGGUUGCUCAUCUCGUGCUAUAAGUAUUCGCUUGGAACGACCCAAGGCCGAAGUAGAUUAUCGAAUUAAUAUAUUGAGAAGGAAAACAGAAAAACCAUAUGAUUUUGACAACUGUGUUGUUGAAUUGGCUGAUAGUACGCGACAAGUUCUCUAUG
Acanthocheilonema viteae is the source of this 631-nucleotide messenger RNA. NCBI's taxonomy places the organism in Eukaryota, Metazoa, Nematoda, Chromadorea, Rhabditida, Onchocercidae. The record is from the annotation of a GenBank genome assembly.